Malus domestica (apple) is the source of this 1406-nucleotide messenger RNA. Lineage: Eukaryota; Viridiplantae; Streptophyta; Magnoliopsida; Rosales; Rosaceae. The record is from RefSeq and is a predicted model, not a curated record.
UUAUUUAGUUUUCCAACAACUUUUCCACUUCAAUGAGAAGCAAAUGGCGGCAGCAACCUUCAACAGUCCCGUUCGUCCCUUCGCAUCACCCAUUUCCCGCCAAAUCAACUUCCCUCGCCAACGGUCUCCGCUUCUUCGAUAUAAUUCCGUCAAAGGUUUUCGAUUAUACGAAAAUAGGUCUUUGCAUUGUGGUGUGAUUUGUGCUGUCAAUGGAGGCGGGAGAGGGUACGUAUCUUCGUGGGAUGAGAAGCCAUAUGAAUAUCUUCCAAGUGGGAAAAAAGCUUACUUGGACGAGCAAGAUGUUGUCACGUUUCUUGAUCCUCCUAAGGAGUUGAUUCCUUUGGACUCGGCUUCCUACAAUCCUGCUGCAUAUCUUUGGAAAAAAAUUGAUGAUAUUCCUCCAGAAAGGCGUUAUCGACUUCUGCGCUUGGUAGAACCAAGGCUUGUAUCAAGAGCUUGGGAGAUAGCUGGCACACGAUACAGCGAUCCCAACUUAGCCAAGAGAAGUGCAUCUACAUUGUUGUCUAAUGAUGAUGGUGUAACAUCUCUUGAAUAUUAUAAUUGCCGAACAAGUGGAGGACCAAUGCCCAUUUCUUGGAUAAACUCUUUCCAGAAGGCAAUAUUUUCUAGCACAGACGGGAACAUUUAUGGACGAUUUAUUGGUGGAUCAUUUUUAACCGGACUUGCAAAUUCCUUUAGUCCAUUGUACUUCGUGGUGAGACAGCUUAAGGAAGUAAUGCCAACUGAACAACCUUGUGAUCUAGCGUAUGAAUUUGGGGAUGGACUGUUUGACCUCCAAGAAUACCCAGAAGGUUUUCCAAGACCAGGUACAAUAUUUAUUAUUUCGGUUCCCAUCACAUUCCCACUUCCAGUUCUUGUAUCAGCUCUACCUACUUUUAGCAAGCACCGAAACUGCCUUGUCAUAGCAACUGCCAGUGAGCUGUUUUUUCCAUUAAGGGGAUUAGUCAAACAUCCAUAUCCUUUCAACGAUCAGGUGGUUGUGUAUGUUCGCCAUCUGGGGCCAGGCGUUUCAGUUGGGCAAGCAUGGCAGGAAGGAAGGAAACUACAACAGGUGCCACAAAAGUUAUGCUCCGAUAUUUUGAUGGUGAAAGAUUAUUCUGCUCAUAGAGAAAAUCAGUAACUGUUCUCGUGAAGUUAAGAGAAAGGAGAAAGGUUACGCUGUAAUCAAUUAUACCUCGGUAGCUCAUGUUGUAAGGCGUUGAGAAAACAAGCACAGAAAGGACAGCGGGUAGGGAUCAAUAUAAAGAUCAGUUCCUGUUAGUCAAAGCCAACAGUAAGUGAUUCACAUUGAUUUGAAUUUACAAGUAGAGUUUCGAUGAAUUCAGGUAUACGACACCCUUCUGUUGCUCCAACAUAAAAUGAUUCAAGGAUUGAAUUAAGGCAAA